This is a messenger RNA of Limanda limanda (common dab), 622 nucleotides long. It is a transcript of the gene nop10, whose product is annotated as NOP10 ribonucleoprotein homolog (yeast). Gene Ontology annotation, cellular component: box H/ACA snoRNP complex; box H/ACA telomerase RNP complex. The coding region runs from base 132 to 326 and encodes 64 amino acids. The record is from RefSeq and is a predicted model, not a curated record. Gene Ontology annotation, biological process: snRNA pseudouridine synthesis; positive regulation of telomerase RNA localization to Cajal body; ribosome biogenesis. The transcript is spliced from 2 exons. Lineage: Eukaryota; Metazoa; Chordata; Actinopteri; Pleuronectiformes; Pleuronectidae. Gene Ontology annotation, molecular function: box H/ACA snoRNA binding; telomerase RNA binding.
UGAGACUUCGCCACACGUGGAAGAGGAAAGAAGAGAAAUCACGAGCGUCGCGUGUUUCUCGCUUUAAAAACGAAAUAAUAUCAAAUUUGAUAAAUUUCUCUGGAUCUUAGAGACGCUUUGUUUUCAUCGCCAUGUUUCUGCAGUUUUACGACACCGAGACCGGGGAGCGAAUCUACACCCUGAAGAAGCUGAGACCCGACGGGCAGCCCACCAGCUCGGCCCACCCGGCCCGCUUCUCCCCGGACGACAAGUUCUCCAGGAACCGGGUUCUGCUGAAGAAACGCUUCGGCCUCCUGCUCACCCAGCAGCCCAGACCGGUCCUGUGAGGGAGGGAGGGAGGAGAGGAAGGAGGAAGGAGGGAGGAUGGGACUUGAACAGAGAGAGAGAGAGAGCCAGGAACCCAAGGCCCAAGAGAGGGACUGGACAUGAAUUGGAAACCAGCUGUCGUUGAUGUGGAGAAACAUUUUUUUACGUACCAGGAUUUGUUCUUUUUUAGGUUUUGGUUAUUUUGUUUUCCUGCUGAAUAAAUGGUCUCUAGAUGGACUGUAUUCUUUUGUUGGUGUGUAUGAAAUCCAGAGGUGACAAAUUAAACCGUGUCUCCUGAGGGGAGAAAUACAACAAA